AGCUAUUUAGUAGUAACUGGAGGGAACUCCCAAAUUUGAAGAAUCGUCUAAUAGAGCUAGCGGUAGCAGAUUAGCAGCAGAGUUCACUUUCAAAAAAAAAAAAGAUUAGCAGGAGCCCACCAGUUAUUUGCAGAUGGUAACUACAGCAACGUCCACGCCGCCACGGCCGUCUGAUGAGGAGGAGUGGAAGGAAGCAGCUGAAGACGUCCCGGCUGAUUCCGUCAACCACCUGGAAGGAAGAAUCUUUCCUUUGGGUCUGGAAGCAUUGCUCAAGAAGCAAGCAAUAGAGUUCCAUGCCGAAUUUGCCAAGAUGGAGACGAAGAUCCAUAGGCUCCCUCCGAGCCUGCAGGGCCUGGACCCACGGUACUCCGUCCCCAAGGCCGUGGCCAUCGGCCCUUACCACCGCCGCUCGCCCCAUCUCCAAAAGAUGGACAUGGUGAAGAACGUGGCGACACGCCACUUCAUCAUCGGCAUCUUCCGCUCGUGCGAGGAGAUGUAUGCGGCGUUCUGCUCCGCCAUAGGUGAUGUCGAUGUCCGCAGCCUCUACGACGUGCUCACCGACGAUGCGGUAGCAGGUAUGAGCGAUGAUGAGUUCUUGACUAUGAUGCUCGUUGAUGGUUGCUUCUUGCUGCAGUACAUGCUCAAGUGUACAGGCAACCAUCAUAGGAUGCCUCCGUCGUUGGUGUCCUUUUUCGACGCCAACCAAAGUGUUAUCGACAAUGACAUCAUGCUGCUGGAAAAUCAGCUCCCAUGGGUGGUGAUCCAGACCCUCAGGAAGUUCAAGAAAGUACCAGUUGAGAAGUUCAUCGCCAAGAUGGGGCGCACGCUCCAAGUUGCCCGCAAGGAAGAAGAGCAUGACAGAAUAUUUGCCUUGGGUGGAUACACGCCGCCACAUCUCCUUGGCCUCCUCCGAUUGUACAAAGCGCCCAGAUACACUGUUGUUCCAAACAACCAAGACGAAAGCUUUUCUCUGAUUAACUGCUGCUACUGCUACAACAACAGCGGAGUGCCCCCAUCUGAUGGGUUCCGCCCAAUGUCGAAGACUGUUAGCGCCAUCGAGCUUGCAGAAAUCGGCAUCAAGCUCACGGCCAGCAGGACGACCAAGUUCAAGGACAUGGGCUUCAAGAAAAAGCUCUUCGGCAGCGAGAUAUUCCUGGCGCCACUGUUGCUAGAUGAAAUAAGGUCAUGCUGGCUCCUCAACCUGGCGGCCUUGGAGCUCUGCACGGCCACAAGUUCUAACGAGACUGAAAACCAAGCCAUCUGCUCGUACCUCGCCGUCUUGGCUAUGCUCAUGGAUCGUGAGGACGAUGUGCACAAGCUGCGAUCGAAGCGCCUCGUGCAAGGAGAGCUCACCAACAAGGAGACGCUAGACUUCUUUAAGAGCCUUAUAAAGCGCGUAAGUGGCGGCCCCCUCUACAUCCACAUCAUGGAGGAGAUCGAGGACUACAAGCUCAAGAGGUGGAUGUGGAUCAAGGUGCACGCGUUUGUUUACAACAACUACAAAAUGAUCACUGCGGUGCUCUCCAUCGUCGGCGUUCUUGUGGGCAUGUUCAAGGCACUCUUCUCUCUGAAGCGGCACUAGCAGCUGGCCGGCUGCUAGACCUACCAUUGUUCAAAUGAUGACUUUCCUCAUUUUGU
Molecule: messenger RNA, 1638 nt
Organism: Panicum virgatum (switchgrass)
Lineage: Eukaryota; Viridiplantae; Streptophyta; Magnoliopsida; Poales; Poaceae
Exons: 1
Coding region: 134-1582 (482 amino acids)
Source: RefSeq, a predicted model, not a curated record